AGGGGGGCGAGGCAGGGGCCACCGCCGAGGGGGAUUCUUGCCCCCACUUUGCACCGCACGCUUGUUUCCCAGCCCAGGGGCACGGGAACAAAAUCGGGCUAAAGCCGACCAGGCCGAGCCGUUGAGGAAUGCUGGGGUUUGGCGUCCGAAGGGAUGGGACCCGAGAGAAGGGUGCGAAGGAGACCCCAGCAGGGGCAGGACAUUGCAGGUAAAGAAGGGAAAGAAGAAGCCGAGAAGUCAAGGGCCAGGCUGUGAAGGAGAAUGAAGGAGGUCAAAGAGAGGUCAUAUCUUCGCACCUCACUUCCUGACACAAACAAGUUUUUACUGUUGUCAGCAACAAAGCCCUAAUAUAGCUGCGGAAGAGAAAAACUGCAUUGCAUUUAGCCUCCUGCAAGCAUCAUCAACAGUUACCGGAGGAAUGUAAUUCCAGAAAGCUUUAAAGCUGGUGGUGAUGCCUCGGCCACCACCGCACCUGUGUCCGGAGCCUCCAUCGCUCCUCGUGACGAUCAAAGGGAAAUUCUAGAAAUAUGCUCUACAGAUAUACACGCGCAUCAUUUUCCUCCUCGCGUCUCGCUCUAGAAGCAGGAAAGAGAAAGGGAUUCAGGCGGCGGCGUGCGUUCCGCUCCAAGGGAGAAAAAUCAAGACGUAACACCCCACUCCUCCCGUUUUACACACUGAUUCAUCUCGAAGCUAGGCUGAAGGGUGAGUGGGGAUGUUUAAGGGUGAGGGUGAGCUUCGUCAUGUGGAAAACUAGGCAUCUGACAGCUCGUGGCCACCCCCCCUCCGGCCCCGGGCGGAAUGCGGGCUGGGUGGUCCGACAGGGGUGGCGUCCCACGGGGUGGGAGCCGGCGCCGGGUCCCGAAGUGCAGGAGGGUCCGCAGUCCUUGUCGCCGGGGACCGCCUGGCUGGGAGGCGGCGGCCACGUGAGGGUGGUCUGCGGAAGCGCUGGAGCCGAGAUGGGGGUGAAGUGCGUAGCACAGUCGUGCCGGGGGCGGACACGAAACACCCGUGGGCGGUGGGCCGCGGAGGAGCGGAGACGCGCGAGGACCCGACCCCGGAGCCGUGGCGACGGUUUUAUUCCGAGCGGCGACCGGAGCCGGGCGCCUUCCCCGCUGGGCCGGCGUCCCGGGCGCGGGCGGGUGCGCACUUCACGGCUCCCUCCCGGGAGACAGUUUCCGGGCGGGGUCCCUGGCCCCGAGCGAGGGCUGUAAACAGGGUGGCGCCCUCUGCCCUCCCGCCCAUGGCCUGCCGGGGCGCGCGGCCGGCGGCGCCCGGAGCGGCAGAGGCGCGGCCGCGGCG
This is a messenger RNA of Ailuropoda melanoleuca (giant panda), 1299 nucleotides long. RefSeq lists its product as uncharacterized. The record is from RefSeq and is a predicted model, not a curated record. Lineage: Eukaryota; Metazoa; Chordata; Mammalia; Carnivora; Ursidae. The transcript is spliced from 4 exons. Bases 528 to 1211 code for a protein of 227 amino acids.